Athene cunicularia (burrowing owl) is the source of this 1435-nucleotide messenger RNA. It is a transcript of the gene CADM1, whose product is annotated as cell adhesion molecule 1. Lineage: Eukaryota; Metazoa; Chordata; Aves; Strigiformes; Strigidae. The coding region runs from base 16 to 1299 and encodes 427 amino acids. Gene Ontology annotation, molecular function: signaling receptor binding. The transcript is spliced from 12 exons. The record is from RefSeq and is a predicted model, not a curated record. Gene Ontology annotation, cellular component: neuron projection; plasma membrane; synapse. Gene Ontology annotation, biological process: cell recognition; detection of stimulus; susceptibility to natural killer cell mediated cytotoxicity.
UGGAAUGUUGUAAUUAUGAGUGGUGACGGCCAGAACUUGGUUACUGAAGACGUGACGGUGGUGGAGGGGGACGUCGCCACCAUCAGCUGCCGCGUCAAGAACAGCGACGACUCGGUGAUUCAGCUCCUGAAUCCCAACCGACAAACCAUUUAUUUCAGAGACUUCAGACCGCUGAAGGACAGCAGGUUCCAGCUGGUGAACUUCUCCAACAGCGAGCUCCGAGUGUCCUUGACAAACGUCUCCAUUUCGGAUGAGGGAAGGUAUUUCUGCCAGCUCUACACUGAUCCCCCCCAGGAGAUCUACACCACCAUCACAGUGCUCGUCCCGCCACGCAAUUUGGUAAUUGAUAUCCAGAAAGAAAUCGCCGUGGAGGGAGAAGAGAUUGAGCUGAACUGCACUGCCAUGGCCAGCAGACCAGCCACCACCAUCAGAUGGUUCAAAGGAAACAAGGAGCUAACCGGCAAGUCCGAGGUGGAGCAGUGGUCCGACAUGUACACGGUGACCAGCCAGCUCUUGCUGAAGGUGGGACGGGAGGACGAUGGCGUCCCCGUCAUCUGCUUGGUGGAUCACCCUGCUGUCAAAGACUUGCAGACGCAGCGUUACCUGGAAGUCAUGUAUAAGCCUCAGGUGCGGGUGUCUCAGAACUACCCGGUGCAAGGCCUGACGAGAGAAGGGGAGCCGCUGGAGCUGACGUGCGCAGCGUUUGGAAAGCCACAGCCUACGGACAUGAGGUGGUUAAGAGUAGAUGAUGAGAUGCCUCAACACGUUGUAGUGUCUGGUUCAAACCUUCUCAUUAGUAACCUAAACAAAACAGAUAAUGGUACAUACCGCUGUGAGGCUUCAAACGCGGUGGGGAAAUCACAUGCGGAUUACAUGCUGUUUGUAUACGAUCCCCCCACAACUAUCCCUCCUCCCACAACAACCACCACCACUACCACCACCAUCCCUACCACCAUCACAGACACAACGGCGACGACAGAACCGGCAGUUCACGGCUUUACUCAGUUGCCCAAUUCGGCAGAGGAGCUGGACUAUGGGGAUCUCUCAGAUUCUCGUGCAGGUGAGGAAGGGGCAAUACGGAGCGUGGACCAUGCGGUGGUUGGUGGCGUCGUGGCCGUGGUCGUGUUUGCGAUGCUUUGCCUGCUCAUCAUUUUAGGGCGAUAUUUUGCCAGACAUAAAGGUACAUACUUCACCCACGAAGCCAAAGGAGCAGAUGAUGCGGCCGACGCAGACACAGCCAUCAUCAAUGCAGAAGGAGGACAGAACAACUCCGAGGAAAAGAAAGAGUACUUCAUCUAGAGCAGCCUUGGUUUCUAUGAGGUGUCCAACCGUGGACGGUUACUACUGGCCCUAUUUAAACGCUCAAGAGACAGUGAUAUUGGAAGUUGCAACCAGCUUGUGUCUUUUUUUUUAAAGAAAAAAAAAAAGCAAAUGG